Tyto alba (common barn owl) is the source of this 3046-nucleotide messenger RNA. It is a transcript of the gene PSMG1, whose product is annotated as proteasome assembly chaperone 1. Gene Ontology annotation, molecular function: proteasome binding. Gene Ontology annotation, cellular component: endoplasmic reticulum. Gene Ontology annotation, biological process: proteasome core complex assembly. NCBI's taxonomy places the organism in Eukaryota, Metazoa, Chordata, Aves, Strigiformes, Tytonidae. The transcript is spliced from 7 exons. The record is from RefSeq and is a predicted model, not a curated record. Bases 107 to 964 code for a protein of 285 amino acids.
CGCACUAUGGUCUGCGGCUCUGCCAGAGCGUCGCCAAGCGGAGGCGAACUCGGUGGUGCCGGCGGCGAAGCGUCUUCCCGUGGCGCAGGCGCGCUGAGCGGCGGCCAUGGCGACCUUCUUCGGGGAGGUGGUGGUGGCGCCGUCCCGCGCCGGCGUGGACGACGAGGAGGAGGCCCGCGAGGAGAGCCCCGAGGACCGGGAGAUCCGCAGGGAGCUGGAGAAGAAAAGGGAGGUCGACGUCCUCUGGACCCUGAAGCCGGGCGCGCCCACGGAGGGCUCUGCCGAGGGGCCGUUCGUGUGCUCUAGGCUGAUAGUGGCGGUGGGACACAACGCCGCAGCUUUCCUGUCUUCCUUUAUUCUGGAUUCUGUAUGUUGGGAAGUAGUUGGAGUUGUGAAGUUGUGGAAUGAGUGGUGUCGAACAUCCAACACAACAAAUGUCCUCCCAACAGAUUCCUUCUGUUUGUUUUACCGAUCAAUAUCAGAUCCGACAGUUUUGUUGUGCCAGUGUAGUUGCUAUGUUGCUGAGGACCAACAGUUCCAAUGGCUUGAAAAGGUUUUUGGCUGUAUACGAAAGGAGGGCUUGCAAGUCACCAUUCUGUCAACGUGUCCUGUAGCUGAUUAUAAAACUCAGGAAUCCACUUUAACACUUCCAUCUCCAUUUCUGAAAGCCUUGAAGACAAAAGAAUUCAAAGAGCAGGUGUGCUGCCCACUGCUGGAACAACCUAACAUUGUGAGAGAUCUUCCUGCUGCUGUUUUGAGUUACUGUCAAGUAUGGCAGGUUCCUGCAGUGCUGUAUCAGUGUUACACUGAUAUCAUCAAACUGGACACAGUUACAAUUGAAGCCUUCAAGCCUCUGCUUUCUUCUAAAAUCCUGAAGAGUUUAGUCAAGGAUGUAUCUGAAAGCACAAAGAUUUUGAAGAAGUUACUGACAACUAAUGAAACUCACAAUAAUAUCUAUAUUUAAAGAGGACAUUUAUGACGCAGACUGCACUUUUGUAAACUCCAGUUUCUUCUGUAAAGGACAUUUUGGAAUUGUAGUUGUUUCCUUAGAAGUGGAAUAAAUUCCAGUAGAUUUUCUGCCCUCAUUUUUGUUACUUUCACAUUCAUCACUACAAACACAUAUAUUUCUUCUGCAUGGCUUGGGAGACUUUCUUCUGGAGUGAUUUUAGAAAAGAUAGCCUGAAUAUGAAAAGCAGCUUCUUUUUCCCCUCCUGAAGGGAUAGUCUAAUCUAAAUGUAUACCUUUUACAUGUAAAAGCAGAAAUGCAGUUAAGGAAUUAUGUCUGUAUCUAAUGAGAACACCUAUUUUUUACUUUAUUUUGAGACAAAUGUUUUCCAAAUAUUCGAUCCUCUUUAAAGAUUUGACUGUGAUGGAGAAAAUAUGAUCUGCAUCUUUUUACAUACGUGUAUAUUAUUUUGUCUGUGUCUGUGUAUGAAUGACACAUAUAUAUGUACAUGUGCACAUUUUUUAUAUAUGUGUUGAUACGAAAUAUAGUAAGUAAAGUAUGGUAAAGGUAUUUAGAACAUAAGGGUAACAGCUUCAGAGUUCUCUACCAGGUUUUACUUUGACUUGCACUGGAUGCCCAGUGGACAUACUUGAACAGCGUAUUCCUUUGACAGAACCGUCAUCCCCCCAGGUUUGAAAGUGGUUGGCUUAGUCAGCACCCACUGAAGCAAGUAACCCCCGGCUUCAGCAGGCCCCCUACAGCUUCUGGUUUUGGAAAUUUUUAACUGUACACUGCAUCACAUUUGCAACAGUAGUAGAAUAUUUUUGAUGUGGAUAUCAAGUUGCCUGUCAGUUAAGACACUGAUUUAUAAUGCUCGAAGUGGUAGUGUAUUUGGAACAUACUGAAGCAUGGAGUGCAGGACAUGGUUCCUUCUUUUUUUUUUUUUUUUUUUCAUUUCCCGUUUCUGUGCAGCAUUUUAAUUAAAAUCUGUUUGUGUGGGUGAUUGGAGGUGAGAAUUCUCUUGCUCUGAAAGAGUUGCACAUUGAUUGCACCAUUUUCUUUCUUGCUUAAUGAACAUGUUUGAUUUGUAAUAAAGUACCUAACGAAAUAUAUUUAAUAAUAAAAAUGCAGGCUCUUACAGGAACUGUAAAUAUAUUUCUAGUGCUGCUUUUAUCACCCAUGGAGUUAACUACCUGGUUUUAUGCUGAGGUAUGAGAAUACUCUUAAACACCUUCAAUAAUAAAGGCAAACAAAACACUCUAGUAACUCGGAAGAUGCAAUUAUAAAGACUGAAAACUGGUGCAUUGCCAGAAUGCUCCAAAGACUGAUUAUUCUUGCUUAAGGGUGUGAUAGCUCUCCAUAGCUGGAAAUGUUAAUGUAGAAUGGUGGUGUUUCUUACAUUGGAUACUACUGAGCUACUGGUUUCACCCUGUGUAUCCAGGUAUGUUUCUGUGAUCCACGUCAUAGAUGAGGUCAAGCUUUGUGCAAUAGUAGUUCUCUCUGGUGUGACACUACAUAGGCCAGGGCAUGUGCAUACCGUGUACUGAGUAAGACUCCUCCUUGCCAGUGUCAGCUGGGUUGUGCUGUAUAAAUCUGAAACGUCAACCUUUUCCAGUACACGUUAAGUACUAUAGGGCAGUGAAAGGAGAUACUUCAAUUUAAAAUUCCUUAUGUCUUUUUACGUAAUUUGGUGUAUGAAGUAGCUCUCAUUCUCCCCCUUAAAUAAUUCUGGAAGCAUCAGAAAUAGUGAUGCCUGAGGCCUGAGUAUCUCGUAAGAUGUGAGCAUUGGCAGAAGAGUUUUUCAUAGCAGAACAUUGCGAAGUCAUUUGGUUUUUUGUUUUUUGUUUUUAUUUUUUUUUCCUCCUUCUCUGCUCUCCAGUAUCUAGUAAGAGCCUGCAAUAAGGUUUUCUUUGUUUCUAACAGCUGCCGGUUUCUGUAAUACUUGCAGGAGUGUAUAAACUUGUCAAGUGUGGCAGAUGGCUUCAGAAGCCUUGGGGGAAGAAGCACAUUCUUGCUUGCAUGUCUGAAAUGAGAUUUGUUUCAUUAAGGUGUACUGGUCUAAAUGCAAAUAAUGAAACCAAAUAAACUAUUAGACUGGAA